Molecule: messenger RNA, 571 nt
Organism: Staurois parvus
Lineage: Eukaryota; Metazoa; Chordata; Amphibia; Anura; Ranidae
Source: the annotation of a GenBank genome assembly
CUGGCAGAUCACGUGAGGCCGACUUGCUGUUUCCCGCGGGUGGAAUCCACGUGUGUGCUCUGUACAUGGGGAUCGGAGCCGAGGCUGGAGCAGAGACAAUGUUCACAUCAAAACUGCUCACACUUGUCCUCGUUGUCCAGCCCCCAAGAAUACUGUUGGGCAUGAAGAAACGUGGUUUUGGUGCUGGCCGAUGGAAUGGGUUUGGUGGCAAAUUGCAGGCUGGAGAGACAAUUGAACAAGCUGCAAAAAGGGAACUCUGGGAAGAAAGCGGUCUAACUGUUGACACACUACAGAAAAUCGGUGAGAUAAAAUUUGAAUUUGUAGGCAACACUGAGAUUUUGGAUGUCCACGUGUUCCGAGCAGAUUCUUUUCAAGGAGAACCAGUUGAAAGUGAAGAAAUGCGGCCUCAGUGGUUUCCUCUGGAGAAGAUCCCCUUUGACAGUAUGUGGCCAGAUGAUAUCAUUUGGUUGCCCCUUUUGCUACAGAAGAAGAAGAAUUUCAAGGAUACUUCAAGUUUGAGGGUCAUGACAAAAUCCUAAACUACACCAUACAACAAGUGGAAGAUAUAUGA